AUGACCGGUUAUUCGCAGAUACCACAAGCUCAUUUGAAUACGGCAAUUCCGUUCUCAAAGUGGGAAAGCUCAAUGGACGCACAACAAAUACCUUCACGCGAAUAUUACGAGGAGGAGAACGACGACGAACAAGACGAAGAGAGAUCUCUCACCGAUGACGACGAAGAAGAGUACUAUGUUGAUGACCAGGUGCAAACUGUGAUCCGGGCCUCAUUUGUUGACCGUCUUUGCGCUAAGACCUGGCCCCAUACUUUCAUCAAACAUCUAUUCUUUUUCGUAUCCUGGCUAUCGGCAGUGCUAGUUCUGGCUUUGCAGUGCUAUAUUUUUGGAGUGUAUACCAGAGAGCACACGAGGGGCCACGACUUCUAUGGAGAGGAUGAACAUUCUCAUUCGGAGGGAAAAAGCCGAGGAGUGGCAACAUAUUUGGGACUUUUCAUCUUCGCUGAAAUAUACCAGGUAGUGGCUACUGUUCUGGUGUUCAUCUCAUCCAGUGUGUUGCAUCUUUAUUCGUUGGUUAUAUUUUUGGGUGCAAUGGCCAUUUACUGUGGAAUCCAAUAUCAUGAAUUGCAGGUUACUCUUAUUCCAGAUCUCACAGGCAAUUGGGCUGCUGCCACUGAGGGUGCUUCCAUUGCAGUGAUAGCUGUUUCGUGUGUUACCUGCAUCAUUCAGUUCUGUAUUUCCUACUUUUGGCUAACUGACCAAUUGGGUGGCUUGAGUGCCUUUGAUGUUGGCUUGAACGUCAAGAUCCAGAGAAAAGUCAUGUACUUUCAUCUUCACAGAACAGCGCUGUUUCUAUGCGCAUUUUUCUUUCCUGCUUUUGCGCUGCAGUUCAUCCUGAUCUUGAUCUCCAGAUCUGACGUGGAAUUUGCUCUGACCAUUGUGGUGAUGCCCGUCUCCAUGGUGGUUCUGUGGUUCGCGGAUUUCUGUGCAGUGAGGAGGUCCAAGAAAGGACUGUCUCUCUGUCUUUUCGUCUAUGCCUGUGGAGCUGCCUAUGUGGUGUUUAAACUGGUGAGACUAUACCACAAGUAUCCUAGCGAUCUCCCAGGAAGAAGGUCUUUGAUAGCUUUUGGAAUUUUCACAUUGGUCCUUCUGGCAUGUUUGGCGGUCAUAACCAUUCUCGUGAUGUCUUCUGGAGAUGAUCUGAAAGGUAUCAUUGUGGGCUAUAGGCGACUACCGGGCUACGAAUCGAAGCAAAGCAAGACCCACGAGUUUAAGGAGAAUGACUCUAUAUUUGGAGUCACAGUGUAA
Kuraishia capsulata CBS 1993 is the source of this 1248-nucleotide messenger RNA. RefSeq lists its product as uncharacterized. The record is from RefSeq and is a predicted model, not a curated record. Lineage: Eukaryota; Fungi; Ascomycota; Pichiomycetes; Pichiales; Pichiaceae. The coding region runs from base 1 to 1248 and encodes 415 amino acids. Gene Ontology annotation, cellular component: Golgi apparatus. The transcript has a single exon.